Messenger RNA from Jatropha curcas, 1615 nucleotides. Its product is annotated as galactomannan galactosyltransferase 1. Gene Ontology annotation, molecular function: galactosyltransferase activity. The record is from RefSeq and is a predicted model, not a curated record. Gene Ontology annotation, cellular component: trans-Golgi network; endosome; membrane. NCBI's taxonomy places the organism in Eukaryota, Viridiplantae, Streptophyta, Magnoliopsida, Malpighiales, Euphorbiaceae.
GCCAAUUUUUCGACUCUCGCUCUGCAAUGGCUUUUCCUGAACUGUCUUCCACAGAGAAACCCAUUUUCCUCCAAAGUAAAGCCAUUUCACUGGUCGUUAAUGGAUUCCUAUUUGUCGUAGGUGCUUUUGUUGCUGUUUCACUCCUUUUGGAACUCUUUUCUCUACUCAAUCCUUCCCCUACUUUCCAAACGCCAAUUAGUAUUCCUGUUAAUCCACCACUCGCCGCCGUUAACAUGAGCUAUGAUCCGCCUGAUCGUACUUUCUACGACGACGUGGAUUUUCUGAACUAUUCCAUUGACAGCUCCGUCAAGAACUGGGAUGUUAAAAGAAAAGAGUGGCUUAAUUUCCAUCCUUCAUUUGCUUCCGGUUCAAGCAAUCGGAUUCUCCUUGUUACAGGAUCGCAACCUUUCGCUUGCAAAAAUCCGAUCGGGGAUAAUUUGCUGUUGAGAUUUUUCAAAAACAAAGUCGAUUAUUGUCGGUUACAUGGAUACGACAUUUUCUACAAUAAUGUUCUAUUGCAUCCCAACAUGACAUCGUUUUGGGCUAAGUACCCAAUUGUAAAAGCUGCAAUGUUGGCUCAUCCGGAGACCGAGUGGAUUUGGUGGGUUGACUCAGAUGCAGUGUUUACAGACAUGGAGUUCAAGAUUCCACUAGAGAAAUAUAAAGAUCAUAAUCUUGUUGUUAGAGGCUGGCCAUCUCUUAUCUACAAGAAACAGAGCUGGACUAGCCUAAAUGCAGGUGUGUUCUUGAUAAGGAACUGUGAAUGGUCAAUGAAUUUCUUGGAUGCUUGGGUUAACAUGGGCCCACAAACUCCAAAUUAUGAUAAGUGGGGCCAGAUUCAAAGAUCAACAUUCAAAGACAAGAUGAUACCAGAAGCUGAUGAUCAAGCGGCUUUGGUUUACCUUCUUUUGAAAGAGAAAGAAAAAUGGGGAGACAAGAUUUAUAUAGAGGAGGAUUAUGAUUUGCAGACGUAUUGGUUAGAAGCUGUUCAGGAUUAUGAUAAAAUUACCCAAGAUUACAUGGAAAUUGAGAGAAAGGUGUCAUCUUUAAGGAGAAAACAUGCAGAGAAGGUGAGUGAGAGCUACGGUGCAUCAAGAGAGCAAUAUAUCAAGGUCAAGAACAACUUCAGAAAAAGACCUCUGAUUACACAUUUUACUGGGUGUGAACCCUGUACUGGUAACCAUAAUCCUGUUUAUUCUUGGGAAGAUUGUUUAAAUGGUAUACAAAGAGCUUUAAAUUUUGCUGAUAACCAGGUGCUUCAGAAUUAUGGUUUUCUGCACCAAAAUUUACUGGAUUUUUCCUCAGUGUCUCCUCUACAGCCCUGAGUAAUCAGUACUAUGAAAUACAGUUCACUUCCACUGAUCUACUGAUCUAACUGUCUACUGGUUGUUCUUGAUUAUUAUUAUUAUUAUUAUAAAUUAUUUUGCUUUUACUCCUUUUGAUAAGGAAAUUACCUUAUAAUGGUGUACAGAAAGGCAUCUUGAAAGCAGCUUAAAGUUGAAGGAUUGCACAUGAAAAAAGAAGGAAGGAUGCUUUUAGCAAUUAAAUUCUUGCUGAUGAUUGUGAAUAUUUUAUUUCGUUGAUUCUAAAGAAGCUCUGCUCUUUUUUCUCUUUU